This is a messenger RNA of Artibeus jamaicensis (Jamaican fruit-eating bat), 3097 nucleotides long. It is a transcript of the gene VHL, whose product is annotated as von Hippel-Lindau tumor suppressor. Bases 269 to 862 code for a protein of 197 amino acids. The record is from RefSeq and is a predicted model, not a curated record. NCBI's taxonomy places the organism in Eukaryota, Metazoa, Chordata, Mammalia, Chiroptera, Phyllostomidae. The transcript is spliced from 4 exons.
CUCUUUGUCCCGCUGCUUGAGCGCCUGAGCGCCACUGCUGAGCCGUCCCCAGCGCGCUGCCCAGCGCUCUAGGCCUGAUAGCAACGGCAACGGUGGCACCUACUCAUCUAAUCCCCUCCACCAUCCGAGGGGGCAGGUGCUGUUGUCAUUAUUGUUGCCAUUCACGCGAACGAAACUGAGGCCCCAGAGAGGUAGUGACAUAUCCAAGGUGAAGCUACUAGUAAAUGGCAGAACACUCUUCCUUGUGAGACUGAUUAAUUUGAAUUUGAUGGUGACUCUUUCCCAACCCCCUUCGACUUGUAGUUAUAAAGGAAGCUUUCCAUCCCUAAUGCCCAUAUGUUCGGCUGUGACUGGAAGAAUCUCACAUUCUUCCAUGACCCCAGUGGGCCAGGCCCAUGUAGGGGCUCUGCCUGCAUGGAGAACACAGUCUAGUGGAGACACAGAUGAAUACAUCAAAAGAGGUCACCUUUGGCUCUUCCGAGAUGCCGGGACAAAUGAUGGGCUUCUGGUUAACCAAACGGAACUGUUUGUGCCCUCUCUCAAUGUGGAUGGACAGCCUAUUUUUGCCAACAUCACACUACCAGCCCUGCAGUGGGGCUUCCUCAGCUGGGUUCUGCUCGUCGGUGGUCGUCGGUGUGGCCGUUCUCUCCUGGCAGUGUAUACCCUGAAAGAGCGAUGCCUUCAGGUGGUGCGAAGCCUAGUGAAGCCUGAGGACUACAGGAGGCUGGACAUUGCGAGGUCACUCUAUGAAGACCUGGAAGACCACCCGAAUGUGCAAAAAGACCUGGAGCGGCUGACAAGGGAGCAUAUUGAAAAUCAGCAGAUGGCGGAGGAGGCUGAAGAUUUUCAUGUGCCCUUCUGAGUCUUCGCUUUUGGUGGAACUGACUAGUCUUGAUCUAGAUACAGGACUGGUCGCUUCUUCUCAGUGUCAAGGUGUCUCAUUCUAGCAGUAAAAUAAUGCCCCUCUCUUAAAAGAAAGUUAACUGCCUUCCCUAGGUAUGGUGAUGAUUAGGGGCAAGUAUCAGAAAACGUAAUGCCCGCCCUCUUUAGAAGUGCGUAUAAAGGGAAAGUACCUGUAUUUCUGCCUCUUAGUGAGUCAGGCGAGUUUCUGUGUAAGAACCGUUGUGUAAAUAAUUCAGUGAGAAUUGCAGCAUAUUCUUUGAUUGUAAGAGAGCAGUGGCAUCUGCUUUAAUUGCUGUACUGUGGUUGGUGACGUGUCUGCCUCCCUCCUGAGAAGAAUGAGAUGUCCCUGAGGCCGGGACAAACCUGUCUCCUCUUUGAGACCCCAGUGCCUCUCACACUGUGCACCUUCACCAGUGUUUGUUGAGUGAACACACAAGUGGAUGCUUUGGUAGCACAUGUUGGAGGGUUUGCCCAUUUCUCAGGGGGGUGGGAAACAGGGGACCUUAGAGUGUAUACAGCAAAUAGACGUUCUAAAGGGAAUCAUUCUGUGCCUGCUUCGGCAGCACGUGUGCUAAAAUACGAGCGAGCUCCCAGGGGAGACUAGCACGGCCCCCGCACAAGGAGUCGGGCAGCCUGGUGAAGCGCUCUGUGCUUUGUGCCGUGGCCCGCGGGCGUCCUCACAGCCGUUGCUCGGCUGGAAGAAACACGAGUCCAAGCACAGCAUGUGGCCUCAGUAGCAAAACCGUGACUUUUCACUAUAAACAUGUUCGUGUGAGGCGCUCUGUGAAAUGAGAACAAAGUUGAGCCGUACCUGGGGUAUUUGUGCCAAUAUCUUAACUUGCAUUUCCCUCAUGAACAUUAAACAUUCUGAAAUGGAGUUAUUUAAAAAAGGGGGGAUCAUUUUUAUAGAAAGUACUUUCUAUAAUUUUCUAAUAUUCGUACUUCUCUCUGGUCCCUGUUGUUACAGUGCUGUUUUACUUUUGUUUGUAAACCAGGGUUAGGUUCUUACUGUUACUGUGAUGAUAGCUUUUCUGAAAUUUGACAUCUGCACAGAAGAUAGGAGGAAAUAGCUGUCCUCCUGUUUAACUCUGGUAUUAAGGAGAGACUAGUGUACCAUUAGCAGGUUGUUGCCAAGUGUGGCUAUUUGUGUUCCUUUUUGUAAACCCAUGGCAUCCUGUUUGGUUCAGCAUUUUUCACCAGGCAGGAUUUGGUGACCUGGCUGGAGGUCACUUUGCACCUGGCGGGAGGAGAGGCUGAAUCCCACUGUAAGCUCUGGGAAGUUCCUGCUCACACGCAGUGGAUUCAGGGAGGGGCCUGGGCUGUUUCACAGUUUCAUAGAUGUGCAGACGCUUUCUUACAUGCCAGGCUUAAAUCCAUUCAGUACUCUGUCAGGCUUCCUUUUUGGUAACAGUGACAGAAAAAUUCAGUAGAGAAAAUGUUGGAAAGGAUAGAAAAGUAAGAGGAAGAAAAAGAUCACUGUAGAUACACUACCUAAACACAAUCAUUAACAUUCAAUUCAAACUUAACAUUUUGAAUUUUCAACCUUUUUUAGGGUUAUUCUGGUUGGUGUUUUUUGACAGAGUUGAUAUACUGUGCAUAUAGUUUUGUAUUCUGUGUAACUUUGUAACUUAAAUAUCUUCUCAUGACACGUUUUUCAGUCUCCAUAAACAUCAGCACAAUCUUUCUUUUGUGAAUAAUGUUGGGACAUUUCUUGGCAUCUUGGGCCUCUCAUGCUAACCCUCGGUCUCAUGAACCAGUGCCCCACACUUGUCUCGUCACUGCUUUAAGUUUCACCCGGUCUGGUUCCGUCUCCACAGUCAGCAGACUGGUUGGCUCUUUCUUGUUUUAAAGCACGUUGUAGCCCUCAUUCGGUGGUCUACCUCUAAGUGUGUCAAUGUUUGUGUGAAAUAGUUGGGCAGGGAAGAAGAAAUGCUGGUGCAGGAGGCAGCUGUCCGAGCUCCGGAGUGGGGUGGGCUGGGGAUUAUGAAAUCUGCUGGUGCUGGAUUAGUUCAGUGUUGGUUUUACUUUGUUUUUAACCUGUGUUGUGUCAAAAUGAGAUUUCAUGUUCUUCUUGUUAAAACAUGCAGUUUGAGCACUGUUUUUGUGUUGUCCAAGGAAGAUUGAAAACCUGUAGCAUGAGUGAUAUGUUUUUCACUUGAAGUCUCAAGAAUGUAUUAAAUAUAUUAAGAAACUG